UCCACCUCCAAUUAGCAAAAAAAAAAAAAAAAAAAACCAAAAAAUUCCUUCCCUGAAACCCCUCACCUCACCUCACUAACCAUCAACAAUGGCAAACCAUGAUCUUGAAUCCCCUCUCCUCUGCUCACAACUUUCUGAUUCUCCACAUCUAAUCCUCUCCGUUCCUGACUCUGACUUCACCAUUCAACAAUCUAAUAACAGCCACCACAACCACAACCCUAGCCCUAACCCCAAUACUUCUUCUCGCAACCCUUUUGAAUUCCUCGGCUCAGAUGGACUAUCAGUACCCGCACCAUCGACCCUGGAUCCGUUUAAAAAUGAUACGCCUUAUAUUGAGGGAUUAUAUGAAUUGAUUAAGAUUGUGAUUUGUUUGCCAAUUGCAAUUGCAAGAUUGGUGCUUUUUGGGGUUUGUUUGGCUAUAGGAUAUGUUGCAACAAAAAUUGCAUUAGAAGGAUGGAAGGACAUGCAUAAUCCUAUGCCCAAAUGGAGGUCUAGGUUAAUGUGGGUCACUAGGGGUUGUGCUCGCUGUAUUUUGUUCUCUUUUGGUUAUCAUUGGAUUAAAAGAAAAGGAAAGCUUGCUCCAAGAGAAAUUGCACCAAUCGUUGUGUCUAAUCAUGUAUCAUAUAUUGAUCCAAUUUUUUAUUUUUUUGAAUUCUUCCCUACAAUUGUUGCGGCCGAGUCACACGAUUCUAUGCCCUUUGUUGGAACUAUUAUUAGAGCAAUGCAGGUGAUAUAUGUAAAUAGGUUUUUGCCAUCAUCAAGGAAGCAUGCUGUUAAUGAAGUAAAGAGAAAAGCUUCAUGUGAUAAAUUUCCUCGAGUGCUUUUGUUUCCUGAGGGAACGACUACUAACGGAAAGGUUCUUAUUUCAUUCCAACUUGGAGCAUUCAUCCCUGGUUAUGCAAUUCAACCCAUAAUUGUCCGCUAUCCCCAUGUUCACUUUGAUCAAUCUUGGGGGAAUAUUUCUUUGGGAAUGCUCAUGUUUAAAAUGUUUACACAGUUUCACAAUUUUAUGGAGGUAGAAUAUCUACCAGUUGUUUCACCCCUUGACAAUUGCGAAGAAAAUCCUGCUCAUUUUGCCAAGAGGACUAGCCAUGCUAUUGCUUCUGCUCUCAAUGUUGUUCAAACGUAUCACUCUUACGGCGACGUGAUGCUUCUCAUGAAAGCAUCCGAGUCGAAGCAGGAGAAGCCCUCAAGUUAUAUGGUUGAAAUGGCUAAGGUGGAAUCAUUGUUUCAUGUAAGCAGUUUGGAAGCUGUGGACUUUCUCGACAAGUUUCUGUCUAUGAAUCCAGAUGCCAGUGGUCGUGUUAAAUUCCGUGACUUUUUGAGGGCUUUGAGAGUGAGGACUUGUACACUUUCAGAAGAGUUAUUUGGGUUCCUUGACGUAGAGAAGAAAGGAUCAAUUACAUUCAAGCAGUUUUUGUAUGGAUCAGCACAUGUCUUGAAGCAACCACUAUUCCGGCAAGCCUGUGAACUAGCUUUUACUGAAUGUGACACCGGAGGACAUGGUCUAAUUUCAGAGCAAGAAUUGGGAGACACAAUAAGACUAGCAAUCCAAAACUUGGAUGAGGAUGAGAUCCAUGAGCUCUUCAAUGUAUUUGAUACCGAUGGUGAUGGGAUUGUUAGCAAGGAUAGUUUUAUUUCUUGUCUAAGACGGAAUCCUUUGCUGAUUGCACUUUUUGCACCUUGUUUGGUGCACAAGGACUCAUCACAAGGUGGUCACAGGAUCCUGGAGAUUGUAUGACAGCAUGUGUUUCAGCCUUUCAGGCUUCAUGUUGGGCUGUCUCAUAUUGUGUGUCAAUUCAUACCUCUUGAUGGCUUGGUUUUGUUCUGAAGAGGAUUUCAGGUUUAGAAGGGGUGAGAGAGGCAGGGACUGUUUUUAACCUUGCCGAUGAAUACAGUGUCCUCGAGAGUUUUGACUAGCCAGAAAGGUUCCUCUGUUGUAUUUUACUUGGUUGUUGAACUUUGUUCUCUGUCUACCAGCGGUAGAGAAAUGAAAGCAUUUGCAUUUUUUUCCUUGUUAAAA
Messenger RNA from Populus trichocarpa (black cottonwood), 2023 nucleotides. RefSeq names its product lysophospholipid acyltransferase LPEAT2. Gene Ontology annotation, biological process: phospholipid metabolic process. The transcript is spliced from 14 exons. The record is from RefSeq and is a predicted model, not a curated record. The coding region runs from base 89 to 1741 and encodes 550 amino acids. NCBI's taxonomy places the organism in Eukaryota, Viridiplantae, Streptophyta, Magnoliopsida, Malpighiales, Salicaceae. Gene Ontology annotation, molecular function: lysophosphatidylethanolamine acyltransferase activity; calcium ion binding.